Symbiodinium sp. CCMP2592 is the source of this 240-nucleotide messenger RNA. Lineage: Eukaryota; Dinophyceae; Suessiales; Symbiodiniaceae. The record is from the annotation of a GenBank genome assembly.
AUGGCCUCGGGAUCAUGUUCACGUGUGGCAACCGCCGAUACUUCACUGCUUCUCCGGGUAGAAAUCCCAGCAGCAGGGUUUGACUUUUUGUUGAAGUUCCCGGUGAAGCCGGGUGCUCUUCUCUCCCGCGUGCAGUCGAACAUCGCAGAGACUUUGGACGAUCUUGCUCUGAGACUCGAGGGCGACCUCAUUGAAUCCGGCCACUGCAAUAAAGAUUUGUACCAGGCCGGUCAGUUUUGA